UACUUAAUUGAUUAAUUUUAAAUAUUUUCUAUUUAUUAAAAUGGUGGAUCUUCAUUAUAAGGCUCAUAAGUAUGGUCUUCUACCCGAAGGACUAAACGAGCUCAUGCUUGACAUAAGCAGAGAAGUUUUGCGUGUCCAGCCAAAUGAUAUUCAUGGUUUCAUUGCGCGCUAUUUACACGCAUUACUCGAAUCGAGGAGAGCACUAACCAUUGCUGGAGACGUAUGCGAAGACAUACGAGCGAGUUGCUGCAGCAUUACAAAGGAAAAGGAGGGAAAUGAAGACAGUUCUGGCAGUGAAAAAGAAGAUAGGACAGCUAAGAUAGCAGUCAAAGGAUAUGCAACAAAGAAAAACAGUUGCAUGAAUGAUGAUAAAAUAAACAACGAAACAAAUGAAUCUCAAGAUACAGGCGAUGUUGUACAACCUGCACAAGAUAAGAACACCCAGGAUAGAACAGGCAGUUCGUAUGUGGAGGCUGAAGAAUACUACAAGUUGCGUCAAAAGAAAGAUUUCUGGUCCCACUCUGUAUUCUCACUUCCCGGGUCGUACAUGAACCUGCCGACUUCGCAGCCCUACUCCGCCUAUGACUCCAUCACCGAAGCCUCCAAGGUGGACCACAGUGGCUGUAGUCACUACAUUGACGAUAGUAGCUAUGAAGAUGACAGCUACAUCUGAAUAAACGUAUUCCUCUUGCUAAU
This is a messenger RNA of Aricia agestis (brown argus), 696 nucleotides long. RefSeq lists its product as uncharacterized. Bases 41 to 673 code for a protein of 210 amino acids. Lineage: Eukaryota; Metazoa; Arthropoda; Insecta; Lepidoptera; Lycaenidae. The record is from RefSeq and is a predicted model, not a curated record. The transcript has 5 exons.